Molecule: messenger RNA, 1257 nt
Organism: Ziziphus jujuba (common jujube)
Lineage: Eukaryota; Viridiplantae; Streptophyta; Magnoliopsida; Rosales; Rhamnaceae
Product: receptor-like protein 7
Exons: 5
Coding region: 1-1257 (418 amino acids)
Molecular function (GO): protein binding
Source: RefSeq, a predicted model, not a curated record
AUGGCCUAUCUGGAAAUUUCUGACAAUUCCUUGACAGGAUUUGAACAACCUCCAGUUUUUAUUGCUUGGGUUCAAUUGGUCAUCUUAGAUCUUACAUACAACAGACUAGAAGGCCAAUUAUCAAUUCCACCAGCAUCCACCGAAGAGUACCAAAUUUCGAACAACAAACUGAGUGGAGAAAUUUCACCCUUCUUUUGCAAUCUGAGUUCCCUUCGGUUGCUUGAUUUGUCUAAUAACCUGUUGACUGGUAAGCUUCCGCAGUGUUUUGAAAAUUUCAGGAAUACUUUACGGGUAUUGAAUAUGAGUAACAACCAGUUUCAUGGUAGCAUUCCCCAAAUGUGUGCAAAUGGAAGCAAUGUGAGAAUGAUUGAUCUAAGCCACAAUCAGUUCCAAGGACGUUUACCACAAAUGUUGGCCAAUUGUAUGAUGCUUCAAGUUCUCAAUCUUGGGAAUAAUCGAUUCAGUGAUGUUUUCCCUUCAUGUUUUACAGGUAAAUUGCCAUCUGAGUUCUUCAAAAAUUUGAAUGCCAUGAGAGUUAAAGACGCUGAGCUAGAAUCACUUGAUCUCUCUAACAACAAGCUUUCAGGACAGAUCCCUCCACAACUUGCACAACUGACAUUUCUUGAAGUCUUUGAGGUUUCUCAUAACCAUCUCACUGGACCUAUACCCCAAAUGAACCAACUUAGCACGUUUGAUGUCGGUUCAUACGAGGGGAACUUGGGAUUAUGCGGGAAUCCAUUGCCAAGAAAAUGUGAAAGUUCAGUACCACCUUCAGGUUUAGAAGAAGAACAAAUUUCAAAAUCUACAUUAGAGUUUCAUUGGAUGACAGUUGUGCCAGGAUAUGAUUCUUUAGGCGUUGUGACUGAAGUUGUUUUCUACUCAAGUAGUCAAUGGUUGUUGUGUGGAAAAUUUGAGCUCUGCCUCUUUGGUUCUGAAAGUCCACUUUGCCAUAAUGAUGACAGCAUUGCCUUGUUAGAGUUCAAGAACAGCUUUAUUAUAGACAAGUUGCUUCUAGAAAUCCUUUUGCAUAUCCCAGAGUUUAAUCCUGGAGAAGAGAAUAGAGAUUGCUGCUCAUGGGAUGGUGUAGCGUGCGAUACUUACACCGGUUGUGUCGUUGCGCUAGACCUCAGCAGCAGUUUCCUUCAUGGUUCUAUAAACUCCACCAGCACCUUCUUCAACUUCAAAGGCUUAACCUUGCUUAUAAUGAUUUCGACUUCUCUCAAAUCCCUUCUGCAAUGGGUCAUCUUUCAAGGUUGA